GUGGGGGGGGGUGCGCGAGGAACGAGGAAGAGCCUCGGUGCAGCCGCCGGGCCACGGGAAGGGCCUAAGACGGCCGCUUAGUUUUGGGUCGCUGGCUUCUGGCUUUUCCUUCCUUCUUUCCUUCCCUCCCUCCAGCCCAGAUUGGGAGCUGGCAAGGAGGAAAAGAGCACGAGGCCCGCCGAGGCUUUUUCGCUGAGCUUCGAGGAGGCGGGCUGGCGGGCGGCUCUGGCUUCUACGUGGUGGAGAUUUCUCCCCAUAACAGGGCCGGAGGAAAAAAGGGAAGCCCAGCUCGGGACUUGGCGUCGGGAGGAGGAGGAAGAAGAGGAGGAGGAGGAGGAAGCGGCGGGUGCUGCAACCUGGCGACCAAACCGGUCGCGUGCCCGUCGGGAGGCGCUGCUGCCCUGCGGCGCAGAGGCGCAACUGGGGCAGGAGCGCGGACGCCCCGGGCUGAGCCGAGCUCGAGAGCGCCAGGCAAUUGGCUCUUGCCGCCGCCGCAGCUUAGUCCCUCCCGCGCCGGAUUGCCUCGGAGUCCGGCUCGGCUUUUUGGAACCUCGUCGCCUGCGGCAAGCCCGGUUUCUCGGUCGCUGGAGGUGGGUGUGCGGGAGACUCCGGCUGCCGGAGGAGGAGGAGGAGGAGGCCUUUCUCCGAGCUGCCCACGGAACCCGAGCCUGGCCUGCUGGGGAGCUGCGUGUGUCCUGGAAAAAUUGACAGCAUCAAUGAAAGGGUUGAUUCCCUCUCUCAACUGCAGGCUGUUCGUAACAUAGCUAAGAAAGAUGCAGACUAUAGCUGAAAAUGGAGAUCCCCCUUCUGAAAAACAAAAUGAGGAGAAAACGUAUAAAAAGACUGCAUCUUCAGCUAUCAAAGGUGCCAUACAAUUGGGAAUAGGAUACACAGUGGGCAACCUUACAUCUAAACCAGACAGAGAUGUACUUAUGCAAGAUUUCUAUGUAGUUGAAAGUGUGUUUCUUCCCAGUGAAGGAAGCAAUCUGACUCCGGCUCAUCAUUAUCCAGACUUUAGAUUUAAGACCUACGCUCCUCUAGCUUUCCGUUACUUCAGAGAACUUUUUGGUAUUAAGCCUGAUGACUACUUGUAUUCAAUUUGCAGUGAACCAUUAAUAGAAUUAUCAAAUCCUGGUGCCAGUGGAUCCUUGUUCUUUGUCACUAGUGAUGAUGAAUUCAUAAUCAAAACAGUUCAACACAAAGAAGCAGAAUUCCUUCAGAAACUGUUGCCUGGCUACUACAUGAAUCUCAACCAGAACCCAAGGACGCUGUUACCCAAAUUUUAUGGCCUGUAUUGUGUUCAGUCGGGGGGUAUUAAUAUCAGGAUAGUUGUGAUGAACAAUGUUCUGCCUCGAGCACUGAAAAUGCAUUACAACUACGACUUGAAAGGGUCUACGUACAAAAGAAGAGCAUCUCGAAAAGAACGGGAGAAGUCUAACCCCACAUUUAAAGACUUGGAUUUCUUGCAAGAUUUGCACGAAGGAUUAUAUUUUGACUCGGAAACCUAUAGCGCAUUGAUGAAAACACUACAAAGGGAUUGCCGAGUGCUGGAAAGCUUUAAAAUCAUGGAUUAUAGUUUGUUGCUUGGCAUCCACAUCUUGGACAGUUCAGCAAAAGAGAGAGAAGGGGAGUUUUCUCAAAACACCUCUGAUUCUAAACGCCCAGGAGGACAAAGAGUUCUUUAUUCAACUGCUAUGGAGUCCAUUCAAGGUCCAGGAAAAUCAGGGGACUGUGUCAUCACAGAAAAUACCAAUACAAUGGGAGGCAUUCCAGCUAAAAGCUACAGAGGAGAAAAACUGCUGCUAUUUAUGGGCAUAAUUGAUAUCUUGCAGUCUUACAGGUUAAUAAAGAAGUUGGAGCAUUCUUGGAAAGCCCUUGUUUAUGACGGAGAUACAGUUUCAGUCCACCGACCAAGUUUUUAUGCUGACAGGUUUUUAAAGUUUAUGAGUACCAGAGUAUUCAAAAAAAAUCAGCUAUUAGCCUCCCGACAUCAUCCAGAUUUAGUGCCAAGCACAGCAUCUCUGUUUGAAGCCGCUUCUUUAGCAACCACAAUUUCUUCCUCUUCUCUCUACGUAGAUGACUCUUAUCCACAUGAUGGAACUAGGUUUUAUUCUAACAGUAAAGGGUUGCCUUCAAGUUCAACAUUCACUUUAGAAGACAGUGCCAUCUGCUUGACAUCAGAACAGAGCACGGUGGAAACUGAGACUGAUAAUGCUUCUGUCCUGGAUGUAUAUUUAUAACAGAAGAUGAAAGAAAAUGAGCAUAUUUUAACAAAUGCACUUUCUGCACUCCAGAUUUAUGAGGAAAAUUUUUGUUAAGCCUGAUAAACAAAGUCUUAAUCAUCAGAGCUCUACAGAAAUCAUCAAACAGAUCUUGAACUAUAGACAUCCCACCCUAGACUCAGCAGAUGAGAUGGGAAACAUUCCACAACUAAUCAUGGCCUGCUGUUGCCUGCUCAACUGUGAAGCCUUGCCUCUUCCAUCCUUUUAGCUGCUACUUCUACUUUCCUAUUGUCUUUUCAGGACUUGAAGGUGGUAUUUUCAUUUGCAUGUAUUCAGUGAUCAUGGACAAAAAUAUCUAAUCCGCCUUUCCUAUUUAAAGCGCCAUCUUCACAGUGGUGACUAUUCUAUAAAUCAAUUCUGCUUUUCUCCCUUUCCCCCAGAAUUAUGAUUGCUCAUCUGUUAAUUUCAUACAAGAGGUAGUAUGUCUGCACAUAACUUUAUGGAAACUAUCUUCUAUAAAGAAAUUUUCACUGUUUAUUAGUGAAAUAAAGAAGCUAUUUAUAACAAAGCCUUAUGUUGUGUACAUAUAUUGUCUUUGAAAUAUUUGUGAUUAGAUAUAUUGCUUGUAAAGGAUAAAUUACAUAAUUUAUUUAGUAUAUUCUACUGUAAACUAUAGUUUUAUUGACAAAUAAAGUAUUUUGUUCUCAAAAUAAA
This is a messenger RNA of Pantherophis guttatus, 2936 nucleotides long. The record is from RefSeq and is a predicted model, not a curated record. NCBI's taxonomy places the organism in Eukaryota, Metazoa, Chordata, Lepidosauria, Squamata, Colubridae.